AAAAUAGAUUAAUCGUUUUUAAUAUUUUUUUUCACAUUAACUUAUAACUUAUAGAGUUAAUUUAUGAUUUGUUAACAGUUAACUUCUAACUUUUCGAUUUUGUUUUCUCUUAACUGACCUUGAUUUAAUUAUUUUCAUUAACUUGCACACCUUUGAAAUGUAGAUAUUGUAAAUCAUGAUCACGAUUACUGUAGAAUUCAAGAUGAAGCUGUAGAACCUCAAGAACAAGUACUGUCUGUUCUUCCUAUACCCAAUGUCAAGCCACAUUGUUACACCAUAGUUCCUGGUACACAAAGGAACACAGAAAUAAUUUGUGAUAAUUUGGGUAAUAUGUACUACAAAAAAAAAAGUACUGAAAAUAAAAUCUAUUUGGCAUGCUUGGAAAAAAAACAAGGGGAAUGUCGGGGAACUGCAGUCAUAUCAUCAGAUCGAAAUAACAAAAGUAUUAAGUUGUCAAACCAACAUAAUCAUCCAGUAAAAUCUUACGACUUGGAUGUUCCAUUCCUUCGACAACAUAUAACAGAAAUGGCUUUGAAAAAAACUGUUAAUUCAUAUGUGCCUCGUGGUAUAUACAUGGAAUCGAUUGUGAAUUUUCCAGAAGCUGCAAAUAAUUAUACCUUCAUUCAGUGUGCAGAAAGAAUGAGGCGAUUGCGACAAGGAAUGUUCCCAGCAACACCUCAAAAUAUUUUAGAGUUCCACAAUUUACUAGGCAAUGCUGAAAACCAAAUGUUUACACUAACAUUACAAAAAUUACAAUUUUAUCAAGGCCCAUUGGUUGUGAAUGGAGUUAUUAAAGGUGUCCUGUUUUGCAACAUAGCCCAUAUACAGAAAAUCAAACAACAUUUAAGAAAUGUCCGUGUAGCUGGUUGUGACGGGACAUUCAAAACUGUACCAAAAUUUUUGGAUAAUGAUGCUUAUCAGAUAUUUUCAUUCCAUAUCCUGUUCAAAAAUGUUAGCUUCCCACUAGUUCAUGCUAUCCUCACGGGCAAAACACAGGAUAUCUAUAUACAACUUCUGGGGUAUGUCAGAAGUGUGUUACCAUUAAAUUAUGCAAAUUUAAUCAUAAUAACAGAUUAUGAGUAUGGUCUAAUUAAUGCUGCAAAAAUAGUAUUUCCGGAGAGUAAAACCCAAGGAUGUUAUUUUCAUUUUUGCCAGGCAGUCAUACGGUACACUAGAGUUAAAAAAUCUCAAAUUUUUCAUUUAAUAACAUCAAAUUUGAAUGCAAUUUGUAUACUAAGAAUGAUUUUAGCUUUGCCAUACUUACCGGCCACAAGAAUUGAUGCUUUACCAUCAAUGGAAGAUGGUUUCAAUGAAAUUAUUAAAUAUGUUCACCAAUUCCCUGAUUUAGCUGUGAAACUAAAUGAUUUUUUAAUUGAGUAUAUUUGGAGAUAUUGGUUUCUGACGAUGAGCCCUGAAAAUGUCUCAGUAUAUAAUCAAGAAAUAAGGACAAAUAACUACAUUGAGAGUUAUCAUGCUUCAUUGUUAAGACUAAUUAAACCACAUCCCAAAGUUUGGGAAUUCCUCAGUAUGGUUUAAGAUCAAAUUGUUCAUAAUUGUUUCAUAAGUGUCAACUAAUCUUUAUGUUAUAAUAAUUGUGUUGGAAAGAGUAAUUCAAAUUUAAAUGUUUUAUGUUUUUUGUUACAGGAAAGGAGAAAUAGUUAUAAGUACUCAAAACUUUAACCUAUACAGUUUAAAAAUUAUUUUUACAUAUUUUCAAUAUUUAGAGGAUGUCACACCCGCAUGUGUUGUCCCCGUCUUACACAUGUACAAUAAAGAAAAUUUUUGUUCACCAGUUUCAAUAGUGUG
Myzus persicae (green peach aphid) is the source of this 1806-nucleotide messenger RNA. RefSeq lists its product as uncharacterized. Gene Ontology annotation, molecular function: DNA binding; transposase activity. The coding region runs from base 331 to 1536 and encodes 401 amino acids. The transcript is spliced from 10 exons. Gene Ontology annotation, biological process: DNA transposition. Lineage: Eukaryota; Metazoa; Arthropoda; Insecta; Hemiptera; Aphididae. The record is from RefSeq and is a predicted model, not a curated record.